This is a messenger RNA of Cuscuta campestris, 1519 nucleotides long. The record is from the annotation of a GenBank genome assembly. NCBI's taxonomy places the organism in Eukaryota, Viridiplantae, Streptophyta, Magnoliopsida, Solanales, Convolvulaceae.
AAAAGAAGGCCCGGCAUUGCUACUUGGAGGCCGUAAAGAAAAUGACCAAGGCAUUUGAGAGAGUUACUUUGGUCUCUCAGGAAGAAGAGCGGUCGAAGCUAGAGCCAGGUGAUGAAACCGAGUAGAUCGUUCUCCGAGAAGCCUUCCCGGAAAGAAUGGUGCGAAUAGGUAGGGAUCUGCCCGGGGGACUUCGAGAGGAAAUCAUCUCAGUCCUUCGGGAAUACGCAGAUAUUUUCGCUUGGAGUGUGGCGGACAUGCCGGGCAUAGACCGUUCUGUCAUAUGCCAUCGUUUGGCUAUGAUGGAAGGGAGCAGGCCUGUGAAACAGAAGAAGAGGCACUUGGCGAACGUCCGGAGGGACUUUGUAAAGAAAGAAGUGAAGGAUUUGCUGGCGGUCGGGCACAUAAGAGAAUUGGCUAAAAUUGAGAGUUUAGAUCAAUCAAGUACUGAUCGGUUUGAAGUCGCGGCUAUCCAACCGGGCCAGAAUUCGGCAACCGGGAUAAUCGGAGCAGAUGAUGACUGGAGGUACGAUCUCAUGGAAUAUUUGGAGACCGGUCAGAAACCGGAUGACGAGGAACGGGCCAGGAAGGUGGUCAUGCGGGCUCCCCGUUUUCAGGUAAUUGAUGGUCACUUGUACAAACGUGCCAUUGGUGGACCUCUCCUACGUUGCCUUACCAACCCAGAGGCUGAACGGGUAAUAGCUGAAGUGCAUGAGGGAGUUUGUGCAGCCCAUCAAAUGUCUCGCACCCUGGCUCAAAGGAUAAUAUUGCUUGGCUACUACUGGCCUACCAUUGUUGGGGAUUGUGAGCGGUAUGUCCAGAGAUGUAGGACGUGCCAGUUUCGCAACCCCCGGUUCACUGAGUACUUGGCUAGUUUUGGAAUCAAGCACAGCAAGGCCUCAGUAGCUUAUCCACAGGGAAAUGGCCAAGUUGAAAAUGCUAACCGGACGAUAGUGGACGGCCUAAAGAAGAGGUUGGGUGAAGAAGGCCAUAAAUGGUUGGAAGCUUUGCCUCACACAGUCUGGGCGCAUAGAGUGACUUCAAGAAGGGCAACCGGAGAAACUCCAUUUGUGCUCACUUACGGAUUUGAAGCCCGAUUGCCAGUUGAAGCAGAAAUUCCAACAUUUAGAGAAACCGUGUACCAGCCCGGUCAGAACGAGGUCGACCACCUAGCUGAGUUAAAUUUGGUGGAAGAACGAAGGACCCUAGCAGCUGUCAAGAUGCCCGGUUACCAGUAGUCGGUAAAGAGAUAUCACGACAACCGGGUGGGCCCACGGUACUUCCAAGUGCAUGAUGAGGUCUUGCGCAGACGGGAUGCUAGUAAACCUAACGAGAGAGGCAAGUUGGUGUGAAAUUGGGAAGGACCCUAUCGCAUAAAGGCGAUCAUCCGGCCGGGCACUUACCAACUGGAGACUAUGGAAGGUGGCUGGGUUGACCGACAUUGGAACUCUCAUCACUUACGUAAAUUCUUUAGAUAAAGUGUAAUGAGUUCCCUAGGUGUUAAUAAAACUUUGUUCUUUUC